UUGCUAAAACGCAUAUUCUUCUUAUUCUCUAUCAUCAUCUCACCGUCUUUUUUUAAUUUCGUCUUCCUCAUCCUUCUCCUCUCUGAACCUCUCUAACUAAGGAAUUUGACAGAAGAAAUGGCGACGGAUUACAACAGAGCCGAUGAUUUCUUAUUUUCUCAGCAACAACAAGAGUGUACCACUGGUGCAAAUAAAUACGGAGGACUUGUGCCAAAGAAAAAGCCUCUUAUCUCUAAGGACUACAAACGCGCUUUCUUUGAUUCAGCAGAUUGGGCUUUGCACAAGCAAGAAGCAAGUAUAGAUGAGAGAACAAUAGCGGCAAUAGAAAAUCUAAGACCCAAAUUACAGAGAACGCCUCGCAAGCAACUUCCCCCUAGAAGACCCACAUGUGCAUCUGGUCAUGAGAGUUUGACAGAGUCGAGCUUUUAGGGUACAAGGAAAAGGGUUUUGAUGUGGAACUGGAACGUGAUUGGUUUGGUAGUGAGCCUGCCUACUCACGUGUUUCAUGUUUCCAUUAAAACUUGUAUGCAAAAGUUGUUCGGUUUUUUUUUCACUCUUGGUUCAUAAAAUACUUGUCGUUUCAAUAAAUAUCGCAGACAAUUGUUGCUGUUUCUUUUCUUUCUUUUCUUGUUUGUUCCAUAACCAUUCACAGCAUAAAUGAGACAACACCACACAAAAGUUGAAAACCA
Molecule: messenger RNA, 689 nt
Organism: Camelina sativa (false flax)
Lineage: Eukaryota; Viridiplantae; Streptophyta; Magnoliopsida; Brassicales; Brassicaceae
Source: RefSeq, a predicted model, not a curated record